AGAGCCCCAAGCGCAUCUUCCUGGACCUCAUCACUUCCAUUCCCGACAGACAAGCUCUCGGAUCCAGCCAUGUCCAAGCCCCAACCGCAACCCCUCAUCCAGCUUCCUGCGCUAUUCUCUACCGUCGAACCAGGCGUCUUUCGCUCCGCCUCUCCGAAUCCCGCGCAAGUUCCAUUUCUCGCCAGCUUGGGACUCAAGACGGUAGUCAGCUUGACGGCCGAGCACCCUAUAAAGCCUUUGCUGCAGUUCGUGAGGGAUAAUGGGGUCGAUUUUGUUCAUCUCGGAUUGACUCAAUGGCGAAGACCGGGGACAGAUUGGAAGCCUGUCAGAUACGAAAUCAUAAAGACUGCUCUCGAAUCUUAUGUUCUGGAUGUUCGUGCACACCCUGUGCUCAUCAUUGACCCUCUGGGCGUACAUCAGACCGGGUGUCUCGUGGGUAGUCUGAGGAUGAUGCAAGGCUGGAAUUUUGCAAGCGCUCUUGUCGAAUAUCGAGCCCAUGCUGGCAGCAAACACCGAUACGUGGACGAACAGUAUAUCGAACUGUUUGAUCCAGACCUCAUAAACCUCCCCCAGCCGCAAUAUCGUCCUUCUUGGUGGUCAUCUCUAUAUGACCAGCAUCCUGAGACUGUCAACCUUUGGGCGUCAAAGCCCGAGUUGUACCAGAAGCCGGAGGGGCAGAAACAAAUAGAGGAGCAAGGGGGGAGCUCUGAGGAGGUGGCAGAGACAAUGCCGCAGGUGGCAGUCAACGGAUGAUCCGAAACAGACGGCAUGCUAGCGAGGGGCACGACGGGUACAGAGGACGACUGUCAACAACCUCUGCCACAAAGGCAGCCUCCACUCUAUUGAUCCUUCGCCUCUCCUUACCCUUCACAAUCGCGAUACAUCACCGCUCUAUCACAGAGUCUAAUGGCAGGCGUCAGGUAUACAAUGGAGAGCGAAGGCGACGAGCAGGUGGCAUGUGCGGCAGCGUUGCUCCAGAUGAUGUCUACGAGAUGUCAAGCUGAAGCAGGGGGUGCUUUGGCCGAUGACAUCCGCUCUUUUUGCUACAUUCGGGAACAUGCAUGAUCACCCUUACCAGACGAUCUUUCAGAACCGUUCUGAAGUCUUUUGGGCCUGUUUAGAAUACGGAAG
Messenger RNA from Cryptococcus amylolentus CBS 6039, 1131 nucleotides. RefSeq lists its product as hypothetical. The record is from RefSeq and is a predicted model, not a curated record. The transcript is spliced from 5 exons. The coding region runs from base 70 to 753 and encodes 227 amino acids. Gene Ontology annotation, molecular function: phosphatase activity. Lineage: Eukaryota; Fungi; Basidiomycota; Tremellomycetes; Tremellales; Cryptococcaceae.